CUUUUCUCAGAGGACAACAAUGGCACAUGUUACUAACGCAAAAUCUGUUUGUGUUUGAAAUUCAGUCAAAUUUAAUAGUCUUUGGGGAAAGUAUACUUUGAAGGCCAUUUAAUACAAAUGAAGACAAAAUAUUUGUCUUGGCACCUCGCGCACACACUGCAGUUGUUUGGCGUCUCUAAUCCUGCCUCUCUGUCUGAUCUCUUUGUGUCCCAGGGACGCUGCGCCUAGUCUUUGACGAUGAAGUUCAACCUGUUCAGAAGGCCACAGGCCGUGGAGGCUGCCGAGCCGACUGGCGCCACCACCGUGACCAUGGGUCCCACCCCGGCUGUCGUCUCCACCUCGGCACCGGAACCUCCUGGCUCCAACAAUGGCACAGAGAUCAACAAGAACGACAUGUUUGAGGAGAUCAAGAGCAAAUUCUUGAAUGAAAUCGAUAAGAUCCCACUGCCUCCGUGGGCUCUGAUUGCCAUUGCUGUGGUGGCUGCGCUGCUCAUCCUCACCUGCUGCUUCUGCAUAAUCAAAAAAUGCUGCUGCAAGAAGAAGAAGAACAAGAAAGGGAAGAAGGGCAAGGAUGGCUUCAACAUGAAGAACAUGCAGGGUGGCGAGGACGACGAGGACGAUGACGAGGGCGAGACCGGACUGACAGAGGAGGAGAAGGAGGAAGAGGAGAAGGAGCAGGAGAAACUGGGGAAGCUGCAAUACUCCAUAGAUUAUGACUUUGAGAACACAAAGCUCACCGUUGGCAUCCUUCAAGCUGCGGACCUCAUGUCGAUGGACUCAGGCGGCACCUCCGAUCCUUACGUUAAAGUCCUGCUCCUGCCUGACAAGAAAAAGAAGUUUGACACCAAAGUCCACAAGAAGACACUGAACCCUGUCUUCAACGAGACAUUUGUGUUCAAGGUGCCCUAUGAGGAGCUCGGCGGAAAGACUCUGGUGAUGUCCGUCUUCGACUACGACAGAUUCUCCAAACAUGACGUCAUCGGCGAGGUGAAGAUUCCCAUGAACUCCAUCGACCUCGGACGGCCGAUCGAGGAGUGGAAGGAUCUGGAGAGCGCCGAUCAAGAGGAGCCUGAGAAACUGGGAGACAUCUGCAUCUCCCUCCGUUACGUCCCCACAGCCGGGAAACUCACCGUCUGCAUCCUGGAGGCAAAGAACCUAAAGAAGAUGGACGCCUGUGGAUUAUCCGAUCCGUACGUGAAGAUCCAGCUGCUGCAGGGAGGUAAGCGUCUGAAGAAGAAGAAGACGACGGUGAAGAAGAACACUCUGAACCCUUACUACAACGAGUCCUUCAGCUUUGAGAUCCCUCUGGAACAAAUGCAGAAAAUCCUGGUGGCGGUCACAGUGUUUGACUACGACAAGAUCGGUAAGAACGACGCCAUCGGAAAGAUCUUCGUGGGCAGUAAAGCGACCGGCCUCGGUCUGAAGCACUGGUCCGACAUGCUGGCCAACCCACGUCGCCCCAUCGCCCAGUGGCAUCCAUUGCAGCCAGAGGAGGACAUCGACGGCCAGCUGGCAUCCUUGAAUGCAAAGAAGUAACAUGCUCCACCAACCAGCUAAUGCACUAACUCAGAAUUCUCCCCCCCCCACCCCCUACUCUGCAUGAAACCCAUGACUUAACACGUGACGACUCGUCAUGAAACCUGCUCAGCAAAAAAGAGACAUCUUAGAAUAUCUGCUCAUUCAUGGUUAAGUCGCGAGAGGAAAUAAAAGAAAAACAAAAAAAAACUAUUUUUAAGCAUCACAUUUCACACAUGUUAGUGUAUGCUGAGAAGAGUGGCGGUGAGUUAUCUGGUGACUGGUUUCGUGAAUGAUUGACUUUUGGUCUUUCUUUGAUUUGAAGAAAACUUAGACAAACUGAUUCUUAGGGUGCUGACACUGAACGGAAAGUGUUGAAGUGAAGACAAUGCUGGAAAUAAAGCUUUAGUUUAGUUUAUAGAGCAUGCUUUACUUACCUCCCCACUGUCCCUGCAUACACCACGCCCAGUCUUGUAUCUUGCUAAUAAGUGUGCUAUAACUUGCAAUAGAAAGUACCGUAGUAUUGGGUUAUUUCCUUGCAUAGAGUCUGUUUAAGUCUAUAACAUGCAAAAAAGAUUUAAUUGAGGAUGAAUGAGGUCACACUGACCGCAGCGAUCCACGUCGCGAUAUAUUUUCAAGAGAAAUAAAUGAUUGUCUUCAUUCUAGCAGCUCACAUUUGAGAGAGGAGACACACACACACACACACACACACACACACACACACACACACACACACACAGUUACACCAGUGUUAUACAUCACGACAGGGUUUCACACAGUCGUCGGGUCUCAGUUGCUUGUUUUGUGCACGUCUGCGUACGUACAUCUCUGUCUUCUUCAAACGGAUCUAAUGUAGGACAGGUAUACAAGGGUGCCUUUUCCUGAUACGACACUUUGAGAAAAUCUGUAAGCUUCAUUGUUUCAUUUUAUUUCAGAGGGGGGGAAACUUUUCACAGAGUGAAUCUCAUUCAAAAGCAGUCAGGGACACUGUGAAUGUGCCAUCUGGAGUCUCGUCUCGAGCUGUGUCGACCACUUGGAUGUAAAAAAAAACCUUACUUACCUGUGGACAAAGUGAGGAUACUCGAAAGGCUAACCAAUGAUGUUCAAAACCAAUUGUGACUAUGCUUCUUUUAAAAAAAAGCUUCCUGAAAACAGUGCCAUCUAACACGCUUCUUUUGUUUUGAUAGCCAUUAAACAGAUUAAAUGUCUUCAGUACAACUUUGACAGCUUCUGGUGAGACGGCGAGAUGUUUUUAUAGAAAAUUGAAUUUGAAAUGUAAAGACGUGGCUGCACUUUUUAAGAGAACGUGAACUCGAGUACAAAAUGCAGGUUUUGUGCUGCGUCAAACAUAAAAUACUUGGAUUCCAUUUGCUUGAACCAAAUAGAGCUGCAGAGCCGAGCAUGUGUCAUUGCAUCACAGUACCUCACGUUGUUUGGAUCGCUCGCUCAUCAGCCACAAGCUCCGUAAAUAAAACCCCCGGAGUGCCGCAACAUGGUGGUGUUACAGCUUCAUCGCAGACACACUGCUUUUACUGUGAUGCGCAAAGGGACGGAGGCAAACAAACGCCAAAAGGAUUUGAAUCUUAUAAACAACUCGACACCUAAAUGUGAAGUUUAAUCACUGCUGUAUACUAAAUGUAGACAUUUUAAAACCACUGAAUUUAACCUGCUGCAGCAGAUCAGUUUAAGGUUUCCAGUGACACCAAAACCAAGAACUAACUCACUCCCAUAAAGUCUGGAUAUAACAUUUUAUACAGAAGUAGCUUACAUGACGUCACAAUAACAAUCAUUUUGAAUUAUAUAGCACGUGUUGAAACCAGCGUUCACAACAAACACAAAAACACAAUGAUAAAAUACAAACUAAUAAAACAAAUAAAACUAAUAAGAGUGGAUGAUUAAAACCAGAAAAACACCAAAGAUAAAAAAGUGCAAAAAAAAAAAGCAAUGUGUACAUUCAAAUAGAGCUGUGCAAUGUCUAGAAUAAAGUGCAGUGCAAUUAAUUUAUAAAAACAUAAAACUAGUUAGCAUUAGAGAAUAAAUGAAACCUUGAGCUUGAGAAAAUACGUUAUUGUUCACAGUUGCUCCUUCCAGAAUAAAGAAAUAUCUGACUGUGGAUAUAAACAAGAUUUAAAUACCCGUAGAUAACACAACAAGAGUUAGCAAGAAUAAAAUAUAUGAAAUACAAAAAUAUAGAUAUAUAGAUCCACAUAAAAUUGUACUGACUUAUAGACUGAUAGAUAAGUCAGGAUAAUAUUUUUCAUCAAAACAUGUGUUAUUCGCUAUGAACUUAAUGAAGAUUUCAAAAAUCUUGCAAAGUUAAAGAAAAUGAGAAAUACAUCUCUGGAUCUGUCACUUUAUCUGGAUCCACACCAAAAGUUAAUGGGGUCUAUUCUGAGCUGAGACCAGUUCUCCAUGUGAGUUUCAUGGAAAUCCCUUUGAUAGUUGUUAUGUAAUCCUGGUGACAAACCAACUAAGUAACCAGCUAAUGAACACGUGAAAACAUAACCUCCGUGGCGGAGGAAAAAAAGAGCCAGAAUCAUUUCAUCAUGUGAUACUGUGACAGUAUAAAGUCUAAUAUAACUAACAGAGUAAAAUACCUUUUAGUUUAAAUGAUAUUUGGUGUCAGUGAGGGGGAACUAACCUUUUAAAACAACUCGAAAUGACCUUCUGUAAACGUCCAAGGAGGGACUUCAAACAGUUCUGACAUAUUCAGAGGAUCGACAGUAAACACUUCCAGUCCUCUCAUGUCAGUGGUAUUUAAAUUUCCACAUUAAGACUUCAGCAGUGUUUACACUUCAGAAGCGGCCGUUCAGUCGAGAAUAAAAAUUCACGUCACCACGGCCUUUCUUUGCCUCAGUAGGAGGUGGUAUUGUCACCAGAGGUAGGGGUAAUUCUGCAGGAGGGCGAAGUGCAGCACACUGAUCGGUCCAUCCACAAUACUACUUCUUCCUAUUGUCAACAUUACGCACCGCGCAGAUCUGUGAAUAGGCUACAGCAUGGAUUUACAAGAUGAUGUAAAUAGAAGCAUGUUUUAAAGAGGAACCAUAAUUAUAUUGUGUAUGUGUGUUUGUGUUCUGUGUCAUAUUUUGAUAAUAAAAACGGAGUUAAAAAAAAAAAAAAAAAAGAGUAUGCACUGACUGCAAAGUGUAUGUAUUUUUGCUGAAUGGGACCGAAUGUAUGUCUGAAUAACUCAUGUUAGGGUUCACAGGCUCCUUUAACGCCACACUCCUUUAAAGCAGGGUUUGCUUUGUGUAUCAUAUGUAUGAAACAGAAAGAAAGUUAAAAAAAAAAAAAAAAAAAAAAAAUCCCACUCAGUUUGCCAUAAUGCUGCAUGACUGUGUGGUCCUCUGUGCCGUCAACUCGGGCUACAAGUCAUUUCUUGUUCAUCUCUGCUUGCACUUGUCUCACAGUGUGUGUUUUGUCGCCGACCAGUAAACUGUAUAUAUUUAAAAAAAGAAAAAGAAAAAGGAGAAUAUUUGCCCGCUCCUUGAUUUUCUAUCUCAGUGUUACCGUAAGUGUUUCCUUCGUUCACUCCUGCCAGAUCGAGUCACGGUUUGUUAAAUGUAGAUAAAGUGGACGACGUAAUCGACUUGUAGCCCCGUUUUUUUUUUCUUUUCACCUUUCUUAUCUCAUUAAGUAAACUGUACCUUCUCAUCUUAUUGCUGUUCAUAUAAACCUGCUCUUAUAUGACUCAUAAUACUUUUUAACAAGAGAAAUGAGCGUCAGACGUCAGUAAUUUACAUAUGAAACAAACCAACCUUUCUUUUUUAAUUUUCUUGAAGAUUAUUUCUUUCCUCGAUUAGUUCUGGGAAAUAUUACUGCUGCAUGUUAUUGAUGCAGUCCUCUUAUGUAGCUCCAGUCAGAUAACAAAGCAAUCAAUAACCUUUUCAUAAUAAAUGUCGCUUCAUGAAUGAACAGUUUGACUAAUGGAUCGCAAUACGAUGAGCGGGAGUUGUGUCACUUUGUGCAUGCUGUGAGAUAUCGAUGCUUUGGCAUUUUCUGGCGUGAGGAUCUGUUUCCCCUCGUCUGUGAGUCAUUGUCAUUUUAGAUAAUCCUUUAUUUAGACUGCAUGAAGAUGAACGAUCCUCAUCUUCAUGACAGUCCAUCUUAAGUGUGUAAUGUCGAUCUAUCUCUAUGUUGAAGGGGGUAAGAGGAGUACUACGGAUGAAGAUUAGGGCCACCGUAUGAAAACAAAAUUGAGUUCCGACUCUGUUCUCAGAAUUGUGACUUUCGAAUUCUGAUUUUUGCGAUAAAAAUUAUGGGAAAAGUCAGAAUCCUGAGAGAAAUUCUCCGAAUUUUGAGUUAAAGCACAGAAUUUUGUGGGGGAAAAAAAAAAUCUGAAUUCUGUGAAAAAAACGUCAAAAUUCUCAAGUCACAAGACUGACAAAAAAAUGAGAUUGUGACUCGUGAAAAAAAGUCAGAACUCAUUUAUUUUUUUUGUAUUACAGUGCCCCUAAUCCUCUUCUAUAGAAUACACAGCAGACACAUUUUCCAUUAAUAAUAUUGAGUCUGUUUUGAAGAUUCAAGCCCACAAGAUGUUAUCGUGAAGGAGCACCACAUCACAUCCUUAAUGUGUGUCAGGUCGUCCUGUCCUGUGGACGGUCGACUCAUCUUCGUACACGAGCUGACAUUCUGUCGGCGACUUUGUGUAUUUUGCAAUAGGACCAAUAGAGCCUGUAUUUGUUUCUUGUCGUUCUGUUAAUGGACUGUCAUUUUUGCUGCAAUGCAGGCAACAAAAUCCCCCGUCUUCCUGGGUCACACAAGCUAUCUUGAGCACAGAGCAGACCCAAACAGUGCAGAACAGCAUUCGCAUUGCAAUACUGCCAACCUGCUGCUUCUAAUAACGGUUCCUCUUUAUUCCUCUAAACGUGAACAUAGCCAUGAUACAGAGCAUCCAAAGACUUGACCGUCAUCCAUCACGCACUCACUCUCCGAGCGACACAGACAAGGGAAAUGCUUGAACGUCUUUCUUGACUCUUCUUGUUUUCUGUCUUGUUGUAGAGGUGUGUCAGUACAGUAGUUGUGCCUUUUUGUGAACUGCAUGAUUUAUUUCCACACGGAAUCCAUGUUUUCCAGCAAAAAAACAAAACAAAAACAAAAAAGAAAAAGAACAAAAA
This is a messenger RNA of Acanthopagrus latus (yellowfin seabream), 6632 nucleotides long. RefSeq names its product synaptotagmin-2-like. The record is from RefSeq and is a predicted model, not a curated record. Lineage: Eukaryota; Metazoa; Chordata; Actinopteri; Spariformes; Sparidae. The coding region runs from base 238 to 1536 and encodes 432 amino acids. The transcript is spliced from 8 exons. Gene Ontology annotation, biological process: regulation of calcium ion-dependent exocytosis; calcium ion-regulated exocytosis of neurotransmitter; synaptic vesicle endocytosis. Gene Ontology annotation, cellular component: dense core granule; axon; synaptic vesicle membrane. Gene Ontology annotation, molecular function: calcium-dependent phospholipid binding; calcium ion binding; syntaxin binding.